ACGCCGCCGCCAGUGCUGCCUCGGACGCGGCGCGGCGCGGCCGCGAACUAGUCGUGCCCAAAUGUGAUCCUGUGGUCUUCCAUGUGUUUGUGAUUGUGACCUCCAAAAUGACAACGAUUACGCAGAUCUCCACUAAGCGGGUUAAGUAGCGGUCACGCAGCAUGAGCGUGGAGGACAGGAGCGCUAGCACCAGCACCGGCGUGAUCCGCGGGUGGGGCUGCACGCCGACCGGCGACCCGCCGCCCGCCGCCGUCUGCGAGGGGCGAAUCCCCGCCGCCUGUCUCCCCGCCGGACUAGUCAGGGGCUGGAGAAGAACCUGCCUUUACGCCAUCAUAGUGGUGUUAAUGGUGCUGGUGUUUCUAAACAUAGCGCUGACCCUCUGGAUUAUAAGCACGUUGCGGUUAAAUGCGAAUGGCAUUGGCCCAAUCAAGAUCAUCAAGAACGGCAUCCAGCUGGACGGGCAGGCGUGGGUGGUGGACCAGCUGGCGGUAUCAACAAUCUCCUCGGCGCCCGCGCAGCCCGUCACCGUGCACUCCUACCGCAACUUCAGCGUGCUGGUCUCGGAACCCACUUUCGGGAACAACAACACUUUGCGACAUGUGGAACUGGCCAAGUUACUAAUUAAGCGUGACAGCGUAGUGUGUAGCGGUCGUAAAUUUGAGGUUCGCGACGCGCACGGCGCCAGCGUGUUCUCGGCGUCGCGCGACGAGGUGCGCGUGGCGGCGGAUACUUUGGCGGUGGCCGGCGCGGGCGGCGUCACGGUCAAGAACGCGAUACAGGCGCCCUCUGUACGCGCGCCACCUGGAUCUGACUUACAGUUGGAAUCAUUGACCAGACGCCUGAGCUUGAAGGCGCCGCAGUCGAUACAUUUCGACAGCAGAGCGGGCAGCAUGGAUAUGACAUCACAUGGCGAUAUAAAGUUCAACUCUCUCGUUGGAUCAAUUAAAUUCGAUGCUCCGAACAUCAUCAUCAGUAAUCUAAAGGAGGCUAACGUGACAAACAAGGCUCAGAAGAAUAUUAGAACAAUGAAAGUUUAUCAGCUCUGCGUCUGCUUGUCAGGGAAGCUGUUCCUCGCGCCACCUGACAGCGUGUGCGCCUCCACUGAUGACGACAUGUGCCGAUGAUGAGCGACGUCACAUUCAAAAUAAGAACUUUUUGAACUGAUAGUAGCAUAUCCGUAGAUUUGAAAAUAGAACUCUACAAUACAACUGAGAAGUGAAUUCUAAUAUGCCAGUGCCUAAUAUUGAAAUGUUUGUUUGAUGAAAAAUAGAGAUUAGAAUGGACGAAUAAUUAUAAUCUUUAUUGUACCUUAUAUCUUUCUAUAAAACCGUUUUAAUGGUUGUAUUUAAAGUGAACACGUCACAGAUUUGAACAAUCGAAUUGACUAGUCAUAGAUUAGAUCUAAAUAAUUGCUAUAUUUUAGAUUGUACCAGUGUGCCAAAUAUUUUUACCUAAAUGUACCUGGAAUUAAGAAUUAAAUAUUUUAAGUUUAAUUGCGUUACACAUCUUUAGCAAUAAAUAAUAUUGUGAUCAUUAGAGUUAGGUAUACUAAGCACUCUUUGAACUGAUACUAAAGGAUAAGUAUCUUUAAUAACCUGAACCGCAUAUUGAAUUUCCUUUAGGAGGUUCUGCACCAAGCACUUUGCACAAUUAUAUUUUAGUACAACAAUAAAAAAAUAAAUUUUACAACUUAA
Molecule: messenger RNA, 1694 nt
Organism: Ostrinia nubilalis (European corn borer)
Lineage: Eukaryota; Metazoa; Arthropoda; Insecta; Lepidoptera; Crambidae
Product: delta-sarcoglycan-like
Exons: 6
Coding region: 162-1124 (320 amino acids)
Biological process (GO): heart contraction
Cellular component (GO): membrane; sarcoglycan complex
Source: RefSeq, a predicted model, not a curated record